UCAUAAAAAUAUUUUACACUUAUUUAAUGUCUGAAUGGUUCAGCACUUAAUGGUUUAGACUGUUUGUUUCAGCCUCUUAAUGGUUCAGAUGUCUGAAUGGUUAAGAGAUUUGCCUCUGAAUGCCACUAUAACUCUCUCCUCCAGCUGUUUUCAUGUUUCCCUCUCUUAUUCAUUCUGCACCAGUGAUCAUCGUAAUCAUUUAAUUUUUUCAGAGAGAAAGCAGGGGGGAAAGAUCGAAAUCAUUUACUCCCUAGUAGGAGGAUUGAUUUAUAACAUUCAUAGUGAUCGAUCGACCGAUCGGAACAUGUAAUCAAUCCUGUUAAUAUUUAUAUCAACCUUACAAUCGCCCGGCCAGAGAUGAAGACGAUGAUGAACAGCAAGGCUUUCUCUUUCGGCUUCUUUCUCAAAUUCGCUGCUUGUUUUGUGCUUCUGGCACUUGCCUACCGUUCGUUUCUCUCCACCUUUGCGCGAUUCUCAGCCGCCCCUGUUCCCGCCACCGCCACCGCCGAUCAUACAUCGCCGCCGUCCCUUCCCGUCGACCUUCUGCGUUCUAAGACGGUGAAGUGUGAUCUGUUCAAGGGAGAUUGGGUCGAGGACGAUGAGGGUCCAUUCUACACAAACGAGACCUGCGAUUCCAUACAAACCCACCAGAAUUGCAUGAAGAACGGCCGACCCGACACGGAUUAUAUGCACUGGAGAUGGGAGCCCAGUGGCUGUGAACUCCCCAGGUUUAAUCCGGCCAAGUUCCUCAAUCUCAUGAGGAACAAAUCAAUGGCUUUUAUCGGUGACUCGAUCAUGCGCAACCAUGUUCAGUCACUGCUCUGCAUUCUCUCACUGGAGGAAAAAGCAAAAGAGGUCUACCAUGACGACCAAUACAAAAGUAGGAGAUGGCAUUUCCCGGCGAACAACUUCACUCUUUCAGUGGUAUGGUCUCCUUACCUUACAAAAGCUACUAUAUCGGAAGACGACGAAGGGGUUUCCACGGAUAUAGUCCGUCUUCACCUCGACAAACUCGACAAUGUGUGGACCCAACAGUUCAAGAAUUUCGACUACGCCGUCAUCGCGGGUGGCAAAUGGUACACGAAACCCGCAAUAUACUACGAGAAAGGCGAGAUUGUGGGGUGCCAUAGCUGUGGUGUGAAGAACAACAUAACAAACAUAGGGUUUUACUACGCGUACCGCAAGGCUUUGCGCUCGGCUCUCAGAUACAUUUUGAGCUCAUCAUCAAACCAGCAGAAAGUGAAGGUGUUGUUCAGAACCACGACGCCGGACCACUUUGAGAACGGGGAGUGGGACACGGGCGGGUACUGUAACCGAACGGUGCCGUUUAGAGGAGGGGAGGUUGAAAUGGGCAGUAUGGAUGGGGUGAUGCACAGGAUAGAAGUUGAAGAGUUUGAGUGGGCAUUGGGGAUGGGAUCCAAGAAUGUGGGAGUGGGGGGCAUGGAACUCUUCGACACCACGUAUCUUUCGCUGCUGAGGCCGGACGGGCACCCGGGAAUCUACAGGCAUCCGCACCCGUUGGCGAUUCAGAAUGAUUGUCUCCACUGGUGCUUGCCCGGGCCGAUUGAUUCUUGGAAUGAUUUGAUGAUGGAAAUGCUCUUUCCACAGUCAAAAACAAAGAAUGAGCCUCGGCUUUAGGGCCGGUCCUUCAGGACGAUUCGCCAAACAGUAGAUUGAUACAGUCCGAUUGUAUUUGAGUCACCAUAUAUCAAGAUGCAUGCCUUUUUUUCCUUUUUUUUUCAUGCAUAUAUAGGUUUCGUAGGUUGGUUAUAGAUGGGCUUUGCUGCACAUUUCUAUGCAUCUCAAGAGAGGAGAGGUAACAUUA
Molecule: messenger RNA, 1825 nt
Organism: Cuscuta campestris
Lineage: Eukaryota; Viridiplantae; Streptophyta; Magnoliopsida; Solanales; Convolvulaceae
Source: the annotation of a GenBank genome assembly